Molecule: messenger RNA, 409 nt
Organism: Sander lucioperca (pikeperch)
Lineage: Eukaryota; Metazoa; Chordata; Actinopteri; Perciformes; Percidae
Product: rano class II histocompatibility antigen, A beta chain-like
Exons: 2
Coding region: 92-352 (86 amino acids)
Biological process (GO): immunoglobulin production involved in immunoglobulin-mediated immune response; peptide antigen assembly with MHC class II protein complex; antigen processing and presentation of exogenous peptide antigen via MHC class II
Cellular component (GO): MHC class II protein complex
Molecular function (GO): MHC class II protein complex binding
Source: RefSeq, a predicted model, not a curated record
AUAGUAAAUAUGUAAACACCAACAAUGUGUUCCAGCUGAGCCCUAUGUCAGACUGAGCUCUACGGCGCCCUCUGGUGGUAAACAUUCAGCCAUGUUGGUCUGCAGCGUCUACGACUUCUACCCCAAACAGAUCAGAGUGAAGUGGACCAGAGACGGACAGGAAGUCACCUCUGAUGUCACUUCCACUGAUGAGCUGGCAGACGGUGAUUGGUACUACCAGAUCCACUCUCACCUGGAGUACACGCCCAGACCUGUCCAUGCCGGAGUUUCAGAGGAACAGGCUCAUCAUCGUGGCGUCAGGACUGAUCCUGGGUCUGGUCUUAUCUCUGGCUGCAUUAAUCUUAUACAGUAGGAAGACCUGCGGUCAGAUUCCUGGUUCAAAACCAGUUCAGACCAGUUCAGACCAGUU